This is a messenger RNA of Aptenodytes forsteri (emperor penguin), 812 nucleotides long. RefSeq names its product ADP ribosylation factor like GTPase 1 (gene ARL1). Gene Ontology annotation, molecular function: GTP binding; GTPase activity. Lineage: Eukaryota; Metazoa; Chordata; Aves; Sphenisciformes; Spheniscidae. Gene Ontology annotation, biological process: vesicle-mediated transport; intracellular protein transport. The record is from RefSeq and is a predicted model, not a curated record. Gene Ontology annotation, cellular component: Golgi apparatus; cytoplasm. The coding region runs from base 46 to 540 and encodes 164 amino acids. The transcript is spliced from 5 exons.
GGCUUUUUCUCCACCAUCUUUUCCAGUUUGUUUGGAACUCGAGAGAUGAGGAUUCUCAUCCUGGGACUGGACGGAGCAGGAAAAACAACCAUUCUCUACAGGUUACAAGUUGGAGAAGUUGUUACCACCAUUCCGACCAUUGGCUUCAAUGUUGAGACAGUGACGUACAAGAACCUGAAAUUUCAAGUUUGGGACUUGGGAGGACAGACAAGCAUAAGGCCAUAUUGGCGGUGUUACUAUUCAAAUACAGAUGCAGUCAUUUAUGUAGUGGACAGCUGUGAUCGAGACAGAAUUGGCACUUCAAAAUCAGAGCUUGUUGCUAUGUUAGAGGAAGAAGAGUUAAAGAAAGCCAUUUUGGUGGUGUUUGCAAAUAAGCAGGACAUGGAACAGGCCAUGACUCCCACAGAAAUGGCAAACGCACUUGGCUUACCGGCUUUGAAGGACCGAAAAUGGCAGAUAUUCAAAACUUCUGCAACUAAAGGCACAGGGCUUGAUGAAGCAAUGGAAUGGUUGGUGGAGGCCUUGAAGAGCAGGCAGUGAUACUGAGCUGACCAUUGCAAAGAAGCUUCAGCUCUAUCCAACAUCCCUCUUUCUGCAGUCAAGAAUUUUCAGGCCACAAAUACUUGUAAAUAGGAUGGAUUUGAGUUCGACUCCUGUAACGUGGGUCCCUCUCUUGAAUUGUAAAACUGAACCAAGUGAAUGUCUGUGUACGUUUCAAUAUUCCAUUUCUUUCUUUCUGUUUAAAGGAUGUACUUACGUUAAUUUGUAUGAAAGUCUUUCUUAGGGGCUGGGAAAGGGUUUUUUUUGUCCAG